Molecule: messenger RNA, 3258 nt
Organism: Synchytrium microbalum
Lineage: Eukaryota; Fungi; Chytridiomycota; Chytridiomycetes; Synchytriales; Synchytriaceae
Exons: 20
Coding region: 1-3258 (1085 amino acids)
Biological process (GO): transcription by RNA polymerase II; RNA polymerase II preinitiation complex assembly
Cellular component (GO): transcription factor TFIID complex
Molecular function (GO): RNA polymerase II general transcription initiation factor binding; histone acetyltransferase activity; TBP-class protein binding
Source: RefSeq, a predicted model, not a curated record
AUGUCUUCCAAUGUCGGCCUGUCUGUUAUCUUUGAAAAUACUGCUGAUUUGCCUCGAGAAUUGACCGAUUCUCUACGUGAUGAACAAUCUGGAGCUUACUUGCAGGGCUUCCUCGGCGCAGAUAGGCUCUUUGCUGGCGAAAAUCAAACAUCAACAUCAGCUGCCCCUGGCACGGUGCUUCCACGACCAGGCAAUGCAGAAACUGAAUUGAUUGAUGACCCAACAGAUGCACGUCCUCCUCGACAAUCAUACUUACCAUAUACAACUCCACUAUCUCAACCUCUUUUCCCCAUGCCGGUUCCGAUGGUUCAGCAACAGAUAUCAGGCCAAGUGAAUGGAUAUGCACCCCCUCACAUACAGCAGAGUCAUGAGAAUGUACGAUUCUCAGAGGCAUUUGGUACUCGAUAUGUUCUCAAGUCAAAGGAAAAAAGGCCAGUCCGAAGAGUGCGAAUGGACAACCAGUUUCGUAUUGAUAACGAUGAACGUGAAGCUUUGAGCUUACCGUUUCAUGGCCAAGUCCCUGAAGAAGACGAUGAUGAAGUCAUUCCAGAUAUGAACAGAGACCCAUCAAGUGAAGAAUCUUCUAUGCUCGUGACAAAGGCUCAGCCAGUGGACGACUUUGAGUUGGUCGAGCUGGAUGAGUGGGAUUUGGCACUAAGUGAACUGGAAGACGGCAAACAAGUCGAAUUCUCUGUCAAUCCUCAGGUUGCAAACCGUUUCUUUCGAAAUACGUCUCUACACGAUAUAAAUUGGGAGGAUUCCAUCAUAUGGGACGAGAAUGUUGCUCAGGAAAGACUUGUCAAGUUACGGAGAGCCGAUCGAAUCACAAACAGUAAUACUGCAGUGACCCAAGAGCUUCGAACCAGUGUCAGAGCCGUUCAUACGGAUGCUGGUAUCACACGAGUCGACAAAUUCAACAUCUCGAAUGACCAUGAAUAUUCGUCCUACGAUGUAAAGCAAGGAACCAUCAGACAAAUUGUAGGUCCAGCUGUCUUACAGCACUCAGUGCCUGCCAUCAGAUUGCAGUAUCCCUACUUCAAAACAGCACGUACAGUCAAGGAACUACGACAUUUCCAUCGUCCAGCUUUCAAUGUAUCUGUCACCGAGCCCAUCACUUUUUCGAGAGUCAAGAAUCGAGCCAAGAAGAACAAAAAGAAGGAUGCCGUCGUACCACAGAGCUCUACAGAAUUGACUUUGAAAGAUGGUUCCGAUUACAUAUUGCUGGAGUACACAGAAGAAUAUCCACCAAUUAUGAUGAACACUGGAAUGGGUGCCUUGAUCCAGAACUAUUAUCGCAAGAUUGAUGAAAGAGAUACCACUGUCCCUGAUUUACCGAUUGGUGAACCGAAACUGUUGGAACCUACAGAUACAUCUCCAUUUGAAAGCUUUGGUCAAGUUGAACAAGGUCAAACUAUCCAAACCUUGUACACUGAACUCUUGCGAGCUCCCGUAUUCCCUCACACGCCUCAUGCAACUGAUUUUCUUCUCAUUCGUACGAGCACGUUUGGCAAGGAUGACUACAAGAGCCCCAAAUACUAUAUUCGAGAGUUGCCUACAACUUUUGUCGUUGGUCAAACGUUUGCUCAAGUGGAUGUACCUAAGCCACGUGGUCGCAAGAUGUUGAACAUGGUGAAAUAUCACAUGCAGUUAUGGAUGUAUCGCCAGUCUAUCAAGAAUCGUGUGACUGGUGAGCCUAACAAGACUUCAGCAUUACUGAGAGCUUUUCCAGGCACUGCUGAGGCACAGUUACGUCAACGAUUCAAGGGCUUUGCCAAAUUCAGCAGGAAAGCCGCAACAGAUGGUGUCUAUGAAUUGGACGAAAGUCUUCCCAAAGAUGAAAUACCUGAAGAUUAUUUUCGUCAAUUGUCACCAAACCAUGUUUGUCUCGUCGAAUCAGCUCGAGCAUGGGUUCAAUGGUUGAAUGAUUGCGGUGUCAGCAUGUCCAGAAAGAAAGAUAAUGACAAGGAUGAUGAUGACGACGAUGACGACGACGACAAGGAGGAAGGAGCAACUACAGACCUACAACUCCAGAUCGCACCAUGGGCUCUUACCAAGACAUUCCGAUUGGCUGCUCAGAACAAGGCUAGAGUCAAAUUACAUGGUGCAGGUGAUCCAACAGGUCGUGGUGAGGGUUUCAGUUUCAUACGAACUUCUGCAAAAGAAGUAUUUCUGAGGCCCGGUGAGAGUUUGAGUGACGCACAAGGUCGUGGAGUCUCAAAGGCUCGACCAAAUGCAAAGUAUUCUGUCGCCACGGAGCAAACUAUCUAUCAGGACUUUAUCAAGACUGUGUGGCAAAAUCAAAUUCGCACACUGUCCUCUGCAAUAGAACCAGAAUUGGAUGAUGUGAAUAUGCAAACCGCCACUCAGUACAAUGCUGCUACAACGUCAGCUCGUAAGCAGUGGCAAGAUGAAGAAACAGAGCGACGAAGACAAAUGGGUGGUUACUCUGGUGCAUCAUCUCCACCUGGCCCAACAUCUCCUACGUUUAUGGGUGGUGCAUAUGGUAGUGGUGGUCCUAUGUCACCAGCUGGUUCUCAAGAUGGAAGCCGUGGAUUCACCAAGGGCAAGACCUUGUUUAUCAAACGACGAAUUCGUGAUAAUUAUGGCGCAACAAGUUGGCAGAGUGAAGUGGUCCAAGAUCCUCAAGUCAUCGCUUUGUAUAUGAAGUAUAGAGGUCAGAUUCCCGCAGAAGCCAGUCCUGCUGACCAACGUGCAGCUUUGAGACAAAUUAUGGAUGACUUACAAACCACUGGAGAAGUUGAUCAUGAUGGUGUACCUCUACAAACAGCCACGACUCUUCGCUCUUCAUUCUCAGAAGCUGGUACCUCUACAGGUGGCAAAAGACGAAGGAAUACUGUUGAUGAUGACGGCCCGUCGUUAGCUCCUCGUCGAUCUUAUGGCCAACGUCGAUCCAAUCCAACAAUCAACUUUCACAACAAGUUGGAAGACAUCAUCAAAGCCAUGCUAUCUCAUCCUCGAGCCUUUGACUUUUUGCAAGUUCCUCGUAUUCCUGGUUACAACAACAGAAUCCCCAAUCCAAUGACGUUGGAAAUGAUGCGAGAUAAAAUCACACACUUGCAAUAUAGGUCUGUGAACGAAGUGAUUCGUGACUUUGAACAAAUCGCAAUCAACAGUUCUAUAUUCAAUGGGGAAUGUCCGUUGACACAGUCUGCCCGAAAAAUCAAGGAUGAAGGCAUCAAAAUGCUCCAACGAGAGCGCCCUUACUUGAUCUCAUUAGAAGCCGAGAUGAAUGAGUAA